Molecule: messenger RNA, 1407 nt
Organism: Phyllopteryx taeniolatus (common seadragon)
Lineage: Eukaryota; Metazoa; Chordata; Actinopteri; Syngnathiformes; Syngnathidae
Gene: hoxc5a
Product: homeobox C5a
Exons: 2
Coding region: 106-768 (220 amino acids)
Biological process (GO): anterior/posterior pattern specification; regulation of transcription by RNA polymerase II
Cellular component (GO): nucleus
Molecular function (GO): DNA-binding transcription factor activity, RNA polymerase II-specific; RNA polymerase II cis-regulatory region sequence-specific DNA binding
Source: RefSeq, a predicted model, not a curated record
CAAACGCGCCUACCAAGAAAAGCAAUGAUCAACACAAAUCAGAGAAUAAGAGCGACGUCUAUCCAGCAAGAAUCUCGGCGCUAAAAGUGUAAAUAGAUUUGGAAAAUGAGCUCCUAUGUUGACAGCUGCAACGUGAGGCGAGCGGGCGAGACAAGUUCUCCAAUGUUUGGCUUCGGCGUGGCGGGGCGCGCGUCCAGCCUGUGCCACGGAGGCGUCAACGGGAGCGCCGUAUUUACGCGCCCGGUCCCCACCGGCUCGCUUCUACUGGACGAGAUGCAAACGAGCCUGAGAGGCGGCCCGGAGCCUCCGCUCCCACCCGCGCCUCACAUGCACUCCGGCCCGGCCGCGCAAGACUCGGGAGGGCUCCUCUGCGACGGCGGCGGCGGCGGCUCCACGCUGCUUGCGGCCCCGGAAAGGGGCGUCAAGUCAGGCGGCAACCGGAGCCAGGAGAGCGCCAGAAGUGCGGAAAACGCGCAAACGGGGUCACGGACCGCCAACGGCAGCCAGCAGCGUGGACCACAGAUUUAUCCGUGGAUGACCAAACUGCACAUGAGCCACGAAUCGGAAGGCAAGCGCUCCAGGACCAGCUACACCCGCUACCAGACUCUGGAGCUGGAGAAGGAGUUCCACUUCAACCGCUACCUGAGCCGCCGCAGGCGCAUCGAGAUCGCGCACACGCUGUGCCUGAACGAGAGGCAGAUCAAGAUAUGGUUCCAGAACCGAAGGAUGAAAUGGAAGAAGGACUCAAAGAUCAAAGCGAAGGAAUAAGGGAAAAGCGUAGGGUGGCUUCGGCUCGGCACGGCACGGCACGGCACGGCUCGGCACGGCACGGCACGCGAAGAGCUGUCUGACCUCCGGAUGAACUGCGGGGAGCAAUGACAUCAUGACACGGCCUCGCGGCUCUUCAUCACCAAUUACGUGUCACUCGUUGCAGUUUGGGAUCCAACGUAUUGACUAUCGCUCACUCUGAUCAAUUGGUUUCCAUUGCUAAAUGAAUUUGCUGGCUUGUGCGGCGAUAAUAAGCCCACUUGCGGGGGACAAGAGGCUCCGCCGAGUUGCCGUGGGCCCGAUCAUUCGCGUUCUUAAUUGGGAUGAAAAGGUGGACGGUUGGGUUCACAUACCAAAGGGGGGGAAAAAACAAGCAAACAAACAAACAAAGAAACAAACAAACAAACAUUUCUCCAUGUAACAUGUUGUAUUUGGUGCGUUCGGUGACGUGUCUUUGAAAAUGACUGAAUUCAUGUGUGUAACCCAAGAAAACUGUAUAUGUGAUGAUACUGUGAUACUGUGCAAAAAAAAAAAAAAAAAAAAAAGGCACCUUUGUAGAAUUUGUAGCCUCGUAAAUAAAUAGCAUCAUUGAACGCUCCAUUGUUGACUGUGACCAAUAAAGUGAUCACAUGCGCUCAG